AUGAAGCUGUCGUCUGCCAUUCUGGCCGCCUCGCUCGGCUUGGCGUGGGCUCAUGACGACCGCGGCCAGCACGUUCCAAAACUGUUGGGGUUGCGAAAGUUUGUAUCCGGACUGGAGGCUCGGAGGAGGGCUGCCUUUGAUGAACAACCCAUUGCUGCCAGGAGUCAACACCUGCCGGCCAACCAACGACGGAGUCUGAAAGGACGGCAGGAUGACGACGAUAAUGAAGGACGAUGCGGGCCAGGCAUUGGGGCCUGCCCAAACGGGGAAUGCUGCUCUUUUGAAGGAUGGUGUGGAAGGGGUUUAGAUUACUGUUCCGCUCCUGACUGUCAAAUCAACUACGGCUCCGGCUGUGACGCCAACCAAAAGCCUGGUGGCGCGGACACGUCGGGUGUUGCCCGGCCCAAGCUUGGGAGCGUUCAAUAUGGAGGAGCAGGCAUCUAUGACUGCGAGAACCCAGGUGAUAUUGCUCUGACUUUCGAUGACGGGCCGUACAUUUACACCAACGACCUGCUUGACAAGUUAAAGAGCUAUGGGGCGAAAGCCACCUUCUUCAUCACGGGAACCAACCUUGGAAAGGGAAAGAUCAAUGAUCCCGCCACCAUCUAUCCUGCCAUCAUCAAAAGAAUGCAUGCCGAAGGGCAUCAAGUUGCUAGUCACACCUGGGCUCAUCAGAACGCUAGCCAGCUCACUAACCAACAAUUCACCGAUCAUAUGGUCUGGAAUGAGAUUGCGCUCAACUCUAUCCUCGGUUUCUUUCCGACCUACAUGCGGCCCCCUUAUUCCAUCUGCGAGAGGAACUGCCAGAGCAUCCUGUCAACCCUCGGCUACCACAUCAUUUAUUUCGACCUUGACACGGAGGGCUACCUUCACGAUAGCCAGCAGGAGAUCCAAACCAGCAAAAACAUCUGGGACGACGCCAUUGACGGCGCUAACCCAUCCUCGGACAGCUACCUACAGAUUGAGCACGACAUCCACUACCAGACCGUGUACAACCUGACCGAUUAUGUCCUCACCUCCCUGUUUGCUGCGGGCUUCCGGGCCGUGACCGUGGGCGAGUGCCUGGGCGAUCCUGCUACCAACUGGUACCGCACCGGACCGACCGGCGGCGUCGUCCCCAGCGGUUCAGUCGCUCCCACCUCGACAAGCACCCCGCCUACCGGCCCGACGAGGACGACCAUUUCCGUGGCACCGACGCGCACUGGUGCGAGCAUUGACGGUUCGUGCGGUAACGGCGUAACGUGCGCCGGCACCGAGUUUGGGUCCUGUUGCUCUGUGUUUGGUUACUGCGGCGUCGGCGACGACUUCUGCUCGGUCGACAGAGGAUGCCAACCGGACUGGGGAACCUGUGGUGGCGACGGGACGGUGCCGAGCUCCUCUGUAAAGCCGACCUCGUCCGUGAAACCAACAACCUCAACCGCGAAGCCCCCAACCUCCUCCGCAAAACCACCCACCUCCUCGGCCAAACCGACCUCUUUCUCAACCAAAACCACCACCACCACCACAAACAAGUCCACUCCAGCCACAUCCACCACCCCCAAGCCCACUCAAACCGGCCUCGCCAUCAGCACCGACGGGCGCUGCGGUCCCGAAGUCAAGCAGACGUGCACGGGCAGCGGCCUUGGCAACUGCUGCAGCCCGGCGGGCAAGUGCAGCUCCAACACCAUCUCGUGCUUGGCUAUCUUGGGUUGUCAGGUGGGUUAUGGCUCUUGUGUCUAA
Chaetomium globosum CBS 148.51 is the source of this 1719-nucleotide messenger RNA. RefSeq lists its product as uncharacterized. Gene Ontology annotation, biological process: carbohydrate metabolic process. Bases 1 to 1719 code for a protein of 572 amino acids. Gene Ontology annotation, molecular function: hydrolase activity, acting on carbon-nitrogen (but not peptide) bonds; chitin binding. Lineage: Eukaryota; Fungi; Ascomycota; Sordariomycetes; Sordariales; Chaetomiaceae. The record is from RefSeq and is a predicted model, not a curated record. The transcript has 6 exons.